AUGUACCCGCCGGUGCAUGCCAAUGACUAUGGCAAGCAGGAUGCGACAGAACCAAUUGCUAUUGUCGGUUUCUCAUUCAAGUUUCCCGGUGGCUGUGAGACGGCAGAUUCGUUCUGGGAAGCCCUAUUGGAGAAGAGAAACACGGCUACUGUAUUCCCCAAAGAUCGCCUGUCUGCCUCGGCGAUGUACCAUCCUCAACUCAACCGACGAGGAACUAUACCCUUUCAAGGGGGUCACUUUUUAACAAGUAAUAUUGCCGAGUUUGAUGCUCCGUUCUUCUCCAUUUCAGAUGCUGAGGCCGCCUCGUUGGAUCCUCAACAACGGAUUCUUCUGGAGACCACCUUCAGGGCAUUGGAAAAUGCUGGGCAGCCUUUAAAUCGCGUCAUUGGAUCAAAGACGUCUGUCUUUACCGGCUGCUUUACCAAUGACUGGCAGCAACUAUGCCUGAAAGAUGCGGAGCAAUGCACCAGUCAUGCAGGCAUCGGUUUCGAAGCUUCGAUACUUGCCAACAGACUCAGCUGGUUCUUCAAUUUCAAAGGAACAAGCUUUAAUGUGGACUCUGCUUGCUCAAGCAGUCUAGUCUGUGUAGACCUCGCCGUCAAAAACCUGACUAGCGGCGAUUCAGACAUGAGUAUUGCUGCCGGAUGCAACCUGCUAUUCUACCCGGACAUCAUGCACGCAUUAUCCAACCUGGGUCUCUUGUCUCCGAACAAUCAGUGCUACUCCUUCGACGACAGAGCCAACGGAUACGCGCGAGGCGAAGGGUUCGGCGUCCUCGUGCUGAAAAGGCUCUCCGACGCCAUCGAACACAACGACGUUAUCCGCGCAGUGAUCCGAUCGACCGGCAGCAAUCAAGAUGGCUACACCACCGGACUCACCCAGCCAAGCAGCAAAGCUCAGUCCGAGCUCAUUCGAGAGACGUACCGCAGAGCACGCCUCGACCUCGAUCAGACGAGAUUCAUUGAAGCUCACGGCACAGGUACCGCUGUGGGUGACCCGAUAGAAGGUAAUGCGAUUGGGGAGGUUUUUCGACGCUCGCGAUCAUCAGAUGACCCCCUCUAUGUAGGAGCCGUGAAAAGCAACAUUGGCCACCUAGAAGGUUCUAGCGGUAUUGCAGGUGUCAUAAAAUCCAUCCUCGCACUCGAAAAAGGCGUGAUACCCCCGAAUACAAACUUCGUCAACAUCAAUCCCCAGAUAGACCCGGACUUUUUGAGAAUCAAGUUCCCUCUUCAACCAACGAAAUGGCCUUCUAAAGGCCUUCGUCGAGCUUCCGUGAAUUCUUUUGGAUUCGGAGGGACCAACGCCCACGUGAUCCUCGAUGAUGCACUGCAUUAUCUCCAGUCUCGUCGGCUGGUUGGACAUCAUAAUACGAUCGACUAUCCCGAGGAUGAUGAUGCCAAAGAACCUUUCGUGAAUGGAACGGCGAUAACAACUAACGGAGAUACUCUCUCCUAUGAUGCGCUCGAGGGUCUUGGCCAUCCUCCAAAGCUUAUUGUGCUCUCCGCGAUGGACAAGGACACUCUUGAAACGCAGGCAAAAGCCCAUACACAAUAUAUACAGAGCAUGUUGAAGCGAAACCCGGUGUCGGAUUCAUUCGUUAGUAACUUUGCAUACACAACAUCAGCCAGACGGAACCCCUUUCCUUGGAAAUCCUUCGCUGUUGUAGAAACUCUCGACGACCUGGCCCACCUAAAAUCGCACCUCUCAUCCCCCCGGAGGUCCAUCUCGGAACCAUCCCUGUGCGUCGUUUUCACAGGACAAGGGGCCCAGUACCCCGGACGUGAGCUUCUUUGUCUUGAGCAAUUCGAAGUCUACAGGCAAAGUCUGACGCAGGCUGAACAUUAUUUACAAAAGCUCGGCUGUCGCUGGAAACUUCGAGAGGAGUUGUACAAAGACGAGAAGCUUUCCAAAAUCAAUGAUGCGGAAUAUAGCCAGCCUAUUUCUACCGCAGUGCAGGUGGCUCUCGUCGACACUUUGCGCAGCUUCAACAUCUAUCCCAACGUGGUAAUCGGGCAUUCAUCCGGAGAAAUUUCAGCGGCAUAUUGUGCCGGAGCCUUAUCCGCAGAGUCGGCAUGGAAACUCGCUUACUUCAGAGGUUAUCACUCGGCACUCCUCUCAGAGUCUGGCAAAAUGCGAGGCGGCAUGGUGGCCGCUGGACUUUCCGAGGAAGAUGUACUGGUAUACCUUGAUCGAGUCAUUGAGCAAACCGGAGAGCGCAUGUUGACAGUGGCAUGCAUCAACAGCCCGAAGAGUGUGACGAUAUCCGGACGCAUAGAUCAUAUCGACCUUCUUGAGACGAUGUUAUCGGAGAGCAACGUAUUCGCACGAAAGCUGAACGUUAACCUGCCUUAUCACUCCCAUUUCAUGAAUGCUGCGUCACAGCAAUACCUCGAGUCUAUCAUUGGCUUGGAAAAAGGGGUUGCGACCCCUCACCCGAUCACGAUGAUUUCGACUGUCACGGGGAAAUGGAUACACGAUCGCAUACUACGCACACCUCAGUACUGGGUCGACAACAUGAUAUGUCCUGUCAAAUUUGCACCUGCAGUUCAAGCACUCACGUUCCAAGCCGGAGCCAUGAUCUGGAAGAAGCUGGACUGCAGCCACCGAAAUCGAUCCAAGGUGACCUUCCUACUUGAAGUUGGCUUUCAUUCCGCCCUACGGGGUCCGCUAAGAGACAUCGUGGGCGGGUUUCAUAGCAACUCCAAGAUCGCCUACGAGUCCGUCCUAGUGCGAGACAAAGCUCCCUUGCACUCGCUGUUCAAUUCCCUGGGCCACUUAUACUGCCACGGAUAUCCGCUGGACCUGAGCGGUAUCUAUCGCCUGGGGCAGGAGUCUUUCGGUCUACCCAAGCCACUUUGCGAUCUCCCUGAGUACCCAUUCAACCAUUCACGUCGAUAUUGGACGGAAGGGCGGGUGAGCAGAAGACUUCGGCUUCACCAUCAAGAGAAGCUAGACCUUCUCGGGAAACCCAGCCCCGAUUGGAACGACGUCGAAGCUAAAUGGCGUAAUUUCAUCCGAGUGUCGGAAAUGCCAUGGGUCGAAGACCACAAGAUCAACGGAGCGACUAUAUAUCCUGCGGCUGGAAUGCUCGUGAUGGCAAUCGAAGCCGCAAAUCAGACCACGGACAAGAGUCGUACAGUGGAAGGGUUCGAAAUGAAGGAUAUCCGAUUUUUGUCCGCUCUAACCAUUCCUUCCCACCUAGAUGGCGUCGAAACCCAUAUAUAUCUCCGCCAGGUCCGAGACUCCGCCAACUCUGAAACGCCGUGGUCCGAAUUUCGAGUGUUUUCAUUUGAUUCGGAUGAAUGGCACGAAAACUGUCGGGGUUCCAUUCGUGUCACGUACAAAGCCAUAGCAGAGGGGUUCAGCGCCGUCAAAGAGAGUAUAGAAGAGCUCAAUUUGUGCCGCCAGCGCCAUUAUGGUCUUCCAGAUCCAAUCCAGGAUUCUUUCGACCACCGAAAGCUCUACAACGCUCUGAGGUCCAACGGGUUUGACUUCGGUCCCUCAUUUCAGCUACUGAGGAACGGGUCCUUUCCUUCUGAUAAAGAAGGAAAAGCCGAUAUCGAGAUAUUCGAAUGGGCCGCGGAUACUUUCCCACAACCGCACAUAAUCCAUCCGUGCACUUUAGAUGCAAUCUUGCACCUUAGUUUAGCGGCUUGCGCAAAAGGAGGAGACGUACAAACUCCAACGGCAGUUCCUAGCUCUUUGAAACGACUUUGGAUUGCAAGCCAGGGACUAAACAGACCAGGGCCCAGGACAACAAGCGCGGCUGCUUGGAUGGUAGGCAAAGACGCUCGUGGAACCGAGUUCAAUAUUUCCGUCCUUGAUGAUUCGAAGGAAAGAGUUCUUGCGCAAGUGACGGGUCUCAGAUCAACCAUCGUUGCAGAGAUGUCUGAGUCCUCCCAGGAUAACGCAGACGUAAAGCAGACCUGCUACCAUCUUGACUGGAAGCCUGAUGUCGCUCUGUUGAGCUCCCAGAAAUUGUUGGAUUACUGCGUAGAGGCACGCCCGAAGGAUCUUGAGCCCGCCAAAUUUUAUCAGGAUUUGGACUUCUUGCUACUUGCGUUUCUCACGAAAGCUGUGGAUGAGCUUCAAGAUCAUGAUUUUCCAACCACACCUCCCCAUCUAUCACGUUAUUAUCAGUGGGCUAAACUGCAACUUCAGCGAUACCAAGAGGAUCUUCUCCCCAAUAUAGAGCCGGAGUGGGCUCGGAUUUUCGAAGACUCGGAGGCUAUGGAAAGAUUGUGCGAGCAGAUUCAAUCCACCAACGCCGAAGGACAAGCAUAUGUUGCGACAGGUCGUCACUUGACCUCGAUUCUGCGCGGCGAUACAGAUCCGCUAGAAUUUCUGUUCCACAACGAUUUGCUCACGAACUUCUAUCGUGAAAUCAACGACUCCCGUGCCUGUUUCGCAGAGCUUUCCCGUGUUCUCGAUGCCGCCGCCCACAAGAAUCCAAAUAUGAAGGUGCUCGAGGUGGGUGCUGGAACGGGCGGCACGACUGAAAAGGUACUUUCGACACUCUCUACACAAACGGAUAGUGCGAUGCGCAAGCCACGAUACUCGUCUUACUUCUACACCGACAUAUCUUCAGCCUUCUUCGAGGCAGCUGAGGCCAGAUUCAUCCAAUACCCCAAUAUCGAAUACCAAGCUCUGAACAUAGAAAUCGACCCUAGCUACCAGGGACUUGAUUGCGGGACUUUCGAUAUGGUCGUCGCCGCAAAUGUGCUCCAUGCUACUCCUGAUAUCAGCCUCGCCCUUAGGAACGUCAGAAAGCUCCUAAAUCCCGGUGGUCUCCUCGUGCUAUACGAGCCCACCAGGCCCGAAAUUAUGAGACCAGCUUUCAUAAUGGGCCUUUUGCCUGGGUGGUGGCUCAGCUCAGAAGAUUAUCGACCAUGGGGUCCUACGAUGACCUCUGCGUCAUGGGAUAAGAUACUCCGCGACAAUUGCUUCUCUGGUGUCGACCUGGAAAUGCCUGACUUCCUCGCCCCUGAAUGCCAGGAAGGCAGCAUCAUGAUAUCCACGGCGACAUCAACAGUGUGCAAUAUGGGACCUGGUAUAACUACCGAGCCACCCUCGCAUGGAGCACCGAUUCUAGUGCUAAACCUCGAAUCUGAAUUUCAGCGAGAUGUGGCCUGUCGCCUCCUGUUAAUGCUUCCAAGCCUUUGCCGUUCUGCUAGUUUCGCGGAGAUCGCCCAAAUAGACGACAUGGCCUCUUCUUACUUCAUCUUCAUUGAAGAGAUAGAACGCCCCUUCCUCAUGAAUCUCUCGAAGGAAAUGUAUUCGAUAUUCCAAAAGGUCGCAGCAUCUGCUAAAGGCAUCCUCUGGGUGACCAAUGGAGGUGGGACGGCUCCCAAACAGCCAGAGUCCGGCGUAGCAAAUGGUCUCUUCCGCGUCCUUCGCAAUGAAAACCCGGAUCGGCCAUGCGCAACCUUGGCUCUUGAUCUAGAUUCUGCCAUAACAGAUGAACAGCUCGAGGCAAUUUGCCAGAUAUUCCGGCUCGUGCAGCAAGAGAACUUUGACCAGUCAACACAAGAUAUGGAAUAUGUGGAAAUUGACGGCGUUCUCCAGAUCCCCAGGGUCGUGCAGGCAGAGAAACUCACGGAAAAUCUGUUCAGUAGGUCACUGCCACGACAAACCUCGUCCCGGAUGGUCGAGGACUGCCCUCCCCUCCAGCUGGCCAUAGGAUCUGUGGGGUUCCUAGAUACCUUGCACUUCACUGAAGAUGACGAUCAUCCAAGGCCUCUGGAUCCGGAUGAAGUUGAAGUGGAAGUUCGUGCAAUGGGUCUGAACUUUCGAGACUGCUUCUUAGCCCUUGGUCGCAUACCAGACUCUUCUUACGGCAGCGAAUGUUCCGGUCUAGUUUCCCAAACUGGAUGCAAUGUCGUUGGACUGUCCACAGGGGACCGUGUCGUCAUGUCUGCAUCUCCGUGCUUCAAGACCUACGCGCGCGGGAAAGCAAGCCAUGUUCUCCGAAUCGCGGACGAGAUGACUUUUGCUGAAGCUGCAAGUAUCCCCACCCAGUUCUGCACAGCCUGGCAAGCAGUCCACGGCAUUGCGCGCCUCCAAAGGGGAGAGUCGAUCCUGAUUCAUGCUGGAGCUGGCGGAACCGGCCAAGCAGCUAUCCAGGUUGCCCAGUAUGUCGGCGGUAUCAUAUACGCUACCGUCAGCUCCGAAAUGAAAAGAGACGUCCUCGUCGAACAAUACGGUAUUCCGGAAGAUCAUAUAUUCUUUAGCCGCGACUCCAGUUUCGCCAAAGGCGUGAUGCGCAAAACCAAAGGUAGAGGGGUCGACGUCGUCCUCAAUUCCCUAGCAGGCGAUAGCCUUAUCGCGAGUUGGGAGUGCAUUGCCCCUUACGGCCGGUUUGUCGAGCUUGGGAAACGAGACAUUCUCUCCAACGCUAACCUCCCAAUGUAUCCAUUCAAAAACAACGCCAGCUUUAUUUGUUUUGAUGGCUUCAAGUGGCAGACCGAGCGCCCCCAAGAUUCGAGGCGCGCGUUCGAAGAAGUCCUCCAGCUCUUCUCGGCAGGGGAAUUUCGUCCGAUUCGGUCCUUGAAUGUGUAUCCUGCUACAAAAGUAGAGGAGGCUUUCCGAGCGAUGCAGGACGGGAAGACGGCAGGGAAGAUCGUGUUGGAAGUAACACCCACGACUCCAGUCAAGGCAAUACUCGCUACCCAGCCGAGCUUCCUCAUUGGCCACGACGCGACUUACGUGAUUGCCGGUGGACUUGGAGGCUUGGGUCGUAGCGUCGCACGAUGGCUUGUUGAUCGCGGCGCUAGAAACCUGAUACUUCUCUCUCGCUCCGGCAUUCGUAACGAGACGGCGCGCGACUUCGUAGAAGAGCUCAAACAGCAAGAUGUCUUGGUCAAGGCUCCAGCCUGCGACAUUACAGACGCUGCAGUAUUGGAAGAGGUGAUUCAGCAGUGUACCCAAGAAAUGCCGCCGAUAAGAGGCUGCUUCCAAGGAUCGAUGGUCCUAAGGGACUUCAUGUUCGACAAAAUGGACCACGCCGACUGGCACCUAGGCACAGACUGCAAGACCAUCGGCUCCUGGAACCUCCACCAGCUCCUACCAAAAGACCUCCAUUUCUUCAUCUUCCUCUCCUCAGCUUCAAGCGUAGUCGGUCUCCGCGGACAAGCCAACUACGCCGCGGGCAACAGCUACAUGGACGCUCUCGCCCGCUACCGCGUCUCCCGCGGCGAACGCGCCGUAUCCCUCGAUCUCGGCGCCUUAACAGAAGACGGCCUCCUCGCUGAAAACCCCGAGUUCCUGAACCGGGUCCUCGGCUACGGCGCCCUGAACGGCAUAUCGAGGAACUUCUUCUACGCAAUCCUAGACUACUACUGCGACCCUGCGCUUCCCCUCCUCUCUCCCACGCAAAGCCAGCCUGUCAUCGGGUUAGGAUCGGAUGCCAGUGGGGGCCUAGACGGGAUCGUUAUUUCUCGCCAAGCCAUCUUCACGCAUCUAAAAGAGAACGCGAAGAGCAGGUCCGCGGGAGAGAAGAACGACGACGGCGCUCCAGACGCCUGGAAAGAGCGCUUUCACACCGCGAAUUCACAGAUUGACGCGGCCCACGUCGUCGAGCAGGCGCUGGUUGCAAAACUGCAGCGCACGCUGGCGGGCCUGCACGGCGAGGUCGAUAUGUAUAAGCCUGUUGCCGCGUAUGGAGUCGAUUCGCUGUUGGCGGUGGAGCUGCGUAGUUGGAUCGCGAAGGAGUUCAAGGCGGAUGUGGCUAUGUUUGAGAUUUCGGGCGGGGCGUCGUUUUCGACGCUGAGCAAGCUUGUGGUUGAGAGGAGUAAGAUGAAGCGCGGCUAG
Molecule: messenger RNA, 7809 nt
Organism: Mytilinidion resinicola
Lineage: Eukaryota; Fungi; Ascomycota; Dothideomycetes; Mytilinidiales; Mytilinidiaceae
Product: reducing type I polyketide synthase
Exons: 12
Coding region: 1-7809 (2602 amino acids)
Biological process (GO): fatty acid biosynthetic process; secondary metabolite biosynthetic process
Molecular function (GO): 3-oxoacyl-[acyl-carrier-protein] synthase activity; oxidoreductase activity; fatty acid synthase activity
Source: RefSeq, a predicted model, not a curated record